Manduca sexta (tobacco hornworm) is the source of this 1291-nucleotide messenger RNA. RefSeq lists its product as uncharacterized. Lineage: Eukaryota; Metazoa; Arthropoda; Insecta; Lepidoptera; Sphingidae. The record is from RefSeq and is a predicted model, not a curated record. Bases 1 to 1251 code for a protein of 416 amino acids. The transcript is spliced from 10 exons.
AUGUCCACAAAACAUGACGCGCAACAGUUGUUACCUAGUGACACAUUUAUUCACCACCCGCCUGACGAGAUCGGGCCGAUGUUACCUGACGAGGGCAUGCAGGUGUCCACCGUCAUCGCCGGUCUCAUGCCGGACUCUUUGGGAGAGAUGUUCAACUUCCUCGACGGAGACAGCUUUGGUAUAGGUCCAAUGCAUGAGUUCGUGUAUGGCUGGCAAGCCAUAGUGAAUACUAUGAGUAUGAAGAACAACGUCGAAGUUCGCAAAAGAGCUGGUCUACAGCGCUUUGCCCUAGCCGGGAUCAACGGCAUAACUCUCGUUUCGCACAUUGGUGUCACUGAGAUCAUGAUAAACGGCACCAGGACCUACUGCUUUGGUGGAGUGUCCAGACCCCCCGGCAGAAGGAGCGUUAUUUGUAAGGGUGCAAUGUACCAAGAAGGCAGGUUUACUUGCAAGGUACCCUAUUUGAGGUACCCCACGGUACUGGGAUACAGGUACUGCAUCGAUAAAUACGCCGCCGUGAAUACUGUUGAUGGAACUUAUAAAAAAACAUAUUGUGCAAGAGGAGAAUCGGUUCCGAAGUUCCACUACGACUACAUCUGUGAAAGAAGAGACAUCAAGAUCAAACGCGUUAACUUGACGGACCCUAACGAGAGGUUCAACAUACGGAACCCGGUCGUCAGAAGAGCUGAGUACUACAGAGCACCGUACGACAUUCUAAAAGCGUGUCCAGAUUGGUAUGGCUGCAACCUCCGCAUUUCUCCUGAGAUGCUUCAUCAGGAGCUGCCAGCUGCUCUGAUGGAUGCCAACGAGACGGCGUUUGUUGGACACGGCGGGAAGUAUUGGCUAUCACUCUACUACACCCAGUUGUCCACAUACGCAAUAUACUUCCAAGCGCACGGCGAGUACCCGUGGCAGUCCAAUCGGCCUAUUUUGUCAAUAGAUAAAGGUGGUAUCUGGGAGCAACUGCUAAAAGCUAACAUUGGACCGGACAUGAAUCUUCAUUACAACCUGAAUGGUAUUUACAAUCGUUACCCAGGAGGUUCCGUAUUUCCCGAUCUUAUGAGGAAUGAUGGCCAGGUACAACCAGCCAACUUUAGAUCUGAUAGUAGGGAUGGUGCGCCCGAAGAUUUGAUCGUAGGGAACUCUCACCUCUCUGCCGAUGGUGCUGGAGGCGAGCCCAAUAUCGGAGGAUAUAAAUUCUUGCACGAUUCUCAGAUCCAAGCCAACUUUGAACAUGGAAAGAAUUUAUAAUUAUGUUGUGCUAUUAAAGGAUAUUAUUACUGAGGUUUCA